UGCAACCCUUUACCCAAGACCCAAAAUGGUGAAAGCUGUGAUAUUGGUUGGAAGACUACAGAAAGGAACGCGCUUCCGACCUCUCUCGUUAGAAAUCCCCAAACCCCUCUUUCCUAUUGCUGGUCAACCAAUGAUACAACACCAUUUCGAGGCGUGCGCUAAGGUACCAGAAAUGAAGGAAAUCAUUUUAAUCGGUGGCUACGACAGUGAUCAGAUGAGACGGUUUGCUCAGAAGAUGCAAAAGGAAUUUUCAAUUCCAGUCAGAUAUCUUCAAGAGCACGAGUCUCUCGGUACUGCUGGUGGGAUAUACCAUUUUCGAGACCAAAUCCUGAGUGGAUCUCCGGAGUGUUUCUUUCUGUUCAACUGUGACAUCUGCUGCGAUUUCCCCUUAGUUGACUUACUGAAAUUCCACAGAGAACACACACCAGCUGACGGCAUCACUAUGAUGGGAACAGAUGCCAAUAGGAAACAAGCAGUGAACUAUGGUUGUAUAGUGGAAAAUAGCGAUACUCACGAAGUCAAACAUUAUGUUGAGAAACCAGAGACGUUUGUAAGCAGCAUCAUUAACACAGGAGUAUACAUCCUCUCGCCCAAUGCGUUUGCUCACAUGAGCACAGUCUUCAGACAAAACUAUGAAGGAAAUUACAGAGACAGACCAAUGAGUCCAGUGAGAGACAGUAUCAGUUUGGAGCAAGACAUCAUCUCUCCACUGGCUGGAACAGGAAAGAUAUUUGUCUAUAAAACAUCGAGAUUCUGGUCGCAGAUCAAAACUGCAGGGUCUGCUAUCUAUGCCAAUCGAUUGUAUUUGGGACUUUUCAGACAGACCUGUCCUGAGAGGUUGACAGUUAACGAGGCAGACCAGCCAACAAUUAUUGGAGAUGUAAGAAUACACCCUACAGCUGAUAUCAAUCCAACAGCAAUGUUGGGGCCAAAUGUGUACGUUGGCCCAGGAGUUGUCAUCAGGGCUGGAGCUCGAGUGAAAGAGUCAAUCAUCCUCGACAGUGCCGAACUAAUGGAUCACUGCUGUGUGCUGCACAGCAUUGUUGGCUGGCAUUCUGUGGUGGGCGAGUGGGCCAGGGUAGAAGGCUUUCCCUGUGAUCCGAAUCCCAAUGAUCCACUUGCACGAGUCAACAGUGACACGGUGUUCAACGACGAAGGUCGUCUUAACCCAUCCAUCACAAUCCUAGGAAAGAGUGUGUUUAUUCCACCAGAAGUGAUUGUUCUCAAUUCAAUUGUCCUGCCACACAAGGAACUAUCGGGCAGCUACAAGAAUCAGAUUAUAUUGUAACUGUCUGCUGCAGUAGCUCACAUAGUCAAGAGAGACAUCAAGUUGGAGUUCUUUUCUACAUUUGCCACCUUGUAGUUGGUUGAAUAAAAUUGAAUUCAAUCAAGGUGUUUGAUGCACCAUUCCAAGCAUGCACCUUCCUCACAAAUGCUGUCUUCCACUUAGG
Corticium candelabrum is the source of this 1451-nucleotide messenger RNA. Its product is annotated as mannose-1-phosphate guanyltransferase alpha-B-like. The transcript is spliced from 11 exons. Bases 26 to 1288 code for a protein of 420 amino acids. Gene Ontology annotation, cellular component: cytoplasm. Gene Ontology annotation, biological process: biosynthetic process. NCBI's taxonomy places the organism in Eukaryota, Metazoa, Porifera, Homoscleromorpha, Homosclerophorida, Plakinidae. The record is from RefSeq and is a predicted model, not a curated record.